This is a messenger RNA of Cololabis saira (Pacific saury), 9435 nucleotides long. RefSeq names its product immunoglobulin superfamily, member 9Ba (gene igsf9ba). Bases 193 to 4590 code for a protein of 1465 amino acids. Gene Ontology annotation, biological process: cell-cell adhesion. The record is from RefSeq and is a predicted model, not a curated record. Gene Ontology annotation, molecular function: protein binding. The transcript is spliced from 21 exons. Lineage: Eukaryota; Metazoa; Chordata; Actinopteri; Beloniformes; Belonidae.
GGAGAGGAUGCGGACGGAAGGACGGGGGAGGGAAGGGAUGAAGGGAAACGCCACGAGGAAAGACAAUUAUAGGAUAUGAAAAGGGGCUUUUUUUGCUAAGAAAGAGACCUGCGAGAGGCUGCGAGGUCGAAUAAUGAGAGAUUGCUUGAACGGGGCACUUUGCGUGGUAAUAAGCUGGUCGGCAAUAGUACUAUGAUUUGGUAUGUGGCCACUCUGAUAGCAAGUGUAUUCAGCACCAGAGGAACGGCCGCUCAAGGUGCCCACGGAGUGAGAGAGGAGCCCCGGUUUGUGACGGCACGCGCUGGAGAGACCGUGAUCCUGGGGUGUGACGUGUCCCCUCCCCUGGACGGCCAGCAGCCCCCCUAUGUGGUGGAGUGGUUCAAGUUUGGAGUGUCUAUUCCUUUCUUCAUCAACUUCCGCUUCUACCCUCCUCAUGUGGAUCCAGAGUACACAGGUAGAGCCACUCUGCAUGGGAAGGCGUCCCUGCAGAUUGACCCCGUGCGCUCCGAGGACCAGGGCUGGUACGAGUGCAGGGUCCUGAUGCUGGAGCAACAGUACGACACCUUCCACAACGGCAGCUGGGUGCACCUCACAGUCAAUGCCCCACCUUCAUUUACAUCGACGCCGCCACAAUACGUGGAGGCCAAGGAAGGGGGAAGCACUCUGCUAAGCUGCUCUGCCCAGGGAAAUCCAAAACCAAUGAUCAGCUGGCUGCGGGAGGGGGAGGAGCUUGCAACUAACGCCAAAUACUCGGUACAUGACGGCAGUUUAACCAUUCUUGCUAUAAACAGAGACGACAGGGGUGCGUACACUUGCAGAGCCUUCAGUGACCAGGGAGAAGUGCUCCACACUACCCGUCUGCUGGUUCAAGGGCCUCCAUACAUCGUCUCGCCGCCUGAAAACGUCACUGUAAACAUAUCCCAGAAUGCACUCUUCACCUGCCAAGCGGAAGCGUAUCCUGGCAACCUGACCUACACCUGGUUUUGGGAGGAGGAUAAUGUCUACUUCAAGAAUGACCUGAAGCUACGAGUGCGCAUCCUCAUCGAUGGCACCCUCAUCAUCUUCCGGGUCAAGCCGGAGGAUGCCGGGAAAUACACCUGCAGUCCGAGCAACAGCCUCGGUAUCUCGCCCUCGGCUUCAGCCUACCUGACUGUUCAGUACCCUGCCCGAGUGAUCAACAUGCCCCCGGUCAUCUACGUCCCACGGAAACUGCCAGGCAUUAUCCGCUGCCCAGUGGAUGCCAACCCACCUGUGACAUCAGUAAAGUGGGAGAAAGAUGGCUACCCUCUCAGAGUGGAGAAGUACCCUGGUUGGAGCCUGAUGCCAGACGGAAGUAUCCGAGUGGCGGAGGCCACAGAAGACUCACUGGGCACCUACACCUGUGUGCCUUACAACGCCCUGGGUACCAUGGGCAUGUCCCCCCCUGCCACUUUGGUGCUAAAGGAUCCCCCUUACUUUAAUGUGAGGCCUGGGGGGGAGUACCGUCAGGAGGCUGGGAGAGAACUGGUAAUCCCCUGUGCUGCUUCUGGAGAUCCCGACAUACCAAUCAUCACCUGGAGAAAGGUGGGGAAGCCAAGCAGGAGUAAGCACAACAUCCUACCCAGUGGCAGCUUACAAUUUCAGUCCCUCAGCAAGGAGGACCAUGGAGAGUGGGAGUGUGUAGCCACCAAUGUGGUCACUAGCAUCACUGCCAGCACGCGUAUCCUAGUCAUCGGCACCAGCCCACAUGCUCCUGGAAAUAUCCAUGUAUUGCCCUCAACAACCUCUGCUAAUGUGUCCUGGGAACCAGGUUACGACGGCGGCUUCGAACAGACAUUCUCUGUGUGGUACGGUCCAGUGUCAAAGAGAAUAGACUUCGGUCCUCAUGACUGGCACUCAUUGCCAGUUUCCGGUGCUCAGACAUGGUUGGUGGUUCCAGGGUUGGAGCCUGGGAUGGAGUACCAGUUCAGUGUGUUGGCACAAAACAAGCUGGGCACGGGCCCAUUCAGUGAAGUUGUGACAGUCACCACUGCAGGCUCCCCCCUGGGUACCCCCGAACCACUGGUGCUUCUUACUCCACCACGGUGCCUCACAGCCAAUCGCACGCAGCACGGUGUCCUCCUCACAUGGCUCCCUCCGGCCAACCACUCCUCGCCCAUCGACCGGUAUAUCAUGGAGUUUCGUCUCGGGGAAAGGUGGGAAGUUCUGGAUGACUUGAUCCCAUCCACUGAGACUGAGCUCAUUGCAAGAGAUCUCGUUCAGGAGUCCUGGUAUGAGUUUCGAGUGAUGGCAGUCAUGGAUGACCUGAUCAGUGAAAGCAGCAAUGUAGUGGGAGUGUCUAGCACAGCAGACCCUUUCCCAGCUUCAGAGUUCCCUGAGGAGGGGCUGGCGCGGCCCGUUGUGGCCGGCGUUGUGGCAACUAUAUGUUUUCUGGCAGCAGCAGUACUGUUCAGCACUCUAGCAGCUUGCUUUGUCAAUAAGCAACACCGGCGAAAGCUCAAACGCAAGCCAGAUCCUCCCUUGUCGGUGACACACUUCAGGAAAAGCAUUGAGUCGCCGCCUCCUCUCACCCCCUUGCCAGGGGUAGAGCCCUGCUGGGACGAGCCUGCCAGGAGCAGUUUCUUGCCCCCGCCGGCCAGCCCCCAGUUAUCUUCGGGGAAGAUAAGUCCAGACAGCUCCACUACGUCUCGGCCCCGUUCCAUUUCAUCGGAGGAAUCCCACGGUCCGGGCCUAUAUGUCAGAAAGCUGCCGAGUCCUCUGAGAGAAAAAGAUAAAGAACUGUCCUUCUACAAGAAAACCAAGCGUGCCAUAACCAGCAAGAAAUACAGUGUAUCCAAACACGAGGCAGAGGUCACCACACCUAUCGAGCUGAUAAGCCGAGGUCCUGACGGCCGCUUUGUCAUGGAUAUCAGCCCGCCUCCCUGCCGCAUCCAGGGCUUCCCCUUCGCAGAGGAGUCCGACAUGUACCCCGAGUUCCGACAGUCUGACGAGGAGAAUGAUUUUGACCCCGGGCCCCUGCCGCCCAUCAUGCCCACGCUGCGACCCCAGCUCUCCCCAACGUCCUCCAGCUUGGAGUCAACGCAGCCCCCCAACUACAGCCCCCGCCUUCACAGGCCCAUGGAAGGUAUGAGCUUUGCAGAGGGCAGUGCUCUCCAUGCCUCAGGGCAGGCCCCGGCCUCCCGCUACAGGGGCUUUCCCCAGGGCCCGUUCUAUGGGUAUCUAGGCAGCCGCACUGAAUCAGGGAUCCCACCACCAUUCUACAUGCCUGACAUCAGCCCGCGUAGCUCUGCUCUGUCCUCACCUCCAGGCACCAUGGAGGGGCCCUUCGGUUACCCCUCCAUCCCCGAGGAGAGUGGAGAGAUGGAGCUCCACCAGUACACUGCCUCCGGCCACUCGCUGUCUCACACGCACAGCCCUCCGCCCAGGUCACCCGACAGCUGGCAGCGCCACGACUUACCGUUCCUGGGUCUAGAGGGCCCGCGGUUCAGAUACCCAACUCACCAUCCCUUACAUCAUCCCCAGGACCUCCCCGACCCGCCCCCUUACCUUCCUCACGCUUUCCCCCCUAGUCGCCUACGCUUCCCUCCCCUAAAGGACGGAGCAAGCCCUGGACUCCUGCAGCUUGAGGUCCCCGUGGCUCCCCCGGGCAGAGACAGGCCCCCAGGGCCUCCGGUUAGGCAUUUAGCUAUGCAACAGGCCCAGAGUCUCGGCCAGCUCAGACACACGGCCCACGGUGUGGGUGUACCAGUGUUGCCUUACCCUGACCCGGCCGCCCGUGCAGGGAGCCCAAGCACAGCCCCCAGUAGUAGCCCUCAGUCCUGGCUCAGCCCGAGGGCGGGGCGCCGGGCGGACCCUUGCCUACCGCCGCUUGUACUCCAGCCCUCCCGCCUCUCCCCGCUGUCCCAAAGCCCCCUCAGCACCCAGCCGGGUUCCCCAGAUAUUCUAGUGCGGCCCCCUCCGCGCCCGAGCAUCCUUCGGACCUCUCGGUCUCUGGAGAUGCCGGAGAUUACCUUGCAGCCCUCGGCCACCGUCGGCUUCUCCCGGAGGUCCUCCCUGACCGCCUCUCCCACUCAGAGCCAGGGUGCCAAACAGCCCAGCCCCAGCUACCAUGCCCACAUGUCCUACGCGUCCACUGCAGCCAGUUACCCCUCCCAGUCCCCCUCUCCCCCUCCAGAAGGCAGGGAUGUUUUCGGGCAGAGGCCAUCCCAGAGAAGGACAGAGGAGGAUAUUCUACCCUCAGAGCACUCCCAGCUCCAGAUAUCAGCCUCAGGGGAACCUCUAGGUGCGUCUAGUGAUACUGCCGGGUCUGAGAGUUUACCAGCACUGCUUCACCACUGUAUUACUAAAGCCAAGGGAGUGGCUGCAAACAACAAUAACAACACAACAUCCACAAGGAGAACAGGUGUGUCUCCCUCUCAGACCCAGCAGCAAUCUCAGACACCCCAAGAGGGAGAGGAUCUCAGCUUCCACAGAAAGAGCAAAAGGCAAAACAAGAAGCACCCCUACCACUAUUUGACCUCCUUCCUUCACCGCAGGCAGUCUGAGGAGGACCAGACAGGUAUUCUGGCCAGUGCAGACUCUGAGGGUCCAAAUUAUGGGACUCUACGCUGACCCGGUUGCCCAUCAAGCCAUCGGACUCAACUAAACUGGCCCUUCCUGGAAAAAAAACAAAAACAAAAAAAACAAAAUAAAAAAACACCUUGGCUCCUACCUGCUCCAUCACAGUAACAAACAAAUAUGUUUCUUAUAAUCUCUAGAAAUUGAUCUGUGUUUGGGUAGCAGGAAACGUCACCCUGAAUUCUUCAAGGUUGGAAAUCUCAUCUGAAGACAAGAACAAUGGCUUUUCUGAAGUUUCACCACUAUUCCUCUCUAAGGAUUUUCACUUUAAGAUGCUCUGAAAAUAUAUAAUGUAUAUAAAUAGUAAAACAAGGGAAUUAAGCUUCCUCUUACAGUAAUAAUGUUGGUUGAGUAUGUCACAACAUAUUAAAUAUUUUUCACUCACUGGUCAUUGAGGGGUCCAUAACUUUAGGUUUUUCAGUGAUUCAGCGUACUGUUAAGCCUGGUGCGUCCUCGAACAGGGACAGGAACGUACCUUUCCUACAAUACAAAAUAGUGUCAGUAUAUAAACACAGGGUUCUUACCACAAAAUAUACCUCAGAGUAAACGCAGAGUUGCUGUAAUUCUUGUGGUAUACUGUACGUACUUGACCUUUUCACAUAUGAAUCGUAUGAUUAAAAAAGGUUUAUAUCACUCGCCACUCAUUACAACGGAUAAUAUGGCCUACCGUUAUCUAAUUUAGAAGCAUUUUAUUACUGUUAAUAGCUGGCAUAUUGUGUUUACUUUGGUUUGUGAGCAAAUGCCAACCAUUAGAGACCAGUGUCUUAACUUCAGUGCUUGAUGGCUCAGUGUGUUUACACUCAUCACGGCAGCACCGCAUUAAGACAAAGAUCAUAGCCUUCAUGAGAACUGUCAGACUAAUUUGGGACUUUUAUGCUGAGCAGAGGUUGGACUAAAGAGCGGCGCAACAACUUGUGAAGUGUAUGCAUGUAUGUCUUUUAUUGAGGAAUCAUUUGUGAAAUGUGGCACAUCUCGACGUGCCCCCUUUAUUUUGCCUUUGUUAUUAUUUUUCUAACAUAAACUGCCUUUUUUCCUUUGCCUUCUCAUAUUAGUCACUCUAAGGGAGUGAGGGACUCAAAUAUUACGUGUGGUUUUACUUUCUCUGCCAAGGACACAUAAAAGAAAAUGCUACAGAUAGCUCUUGUUUUGUUUAUUUUAAACCUUUAAGUAACAGGACAGCACCAGAAUACUUGUAAAAUAAGUACAUAAAUAAACAAAGACUUUGGGACUAGGCUGGCCAGCCAUACUUGUUCAUUUAGUGACAUUUUUCUCUCGUGAAGUGGGUCUGGUAGGCCUCAUAUUCACUGCCGUUUCCACCGGUACAGAACAUACCGAGCCAAUUGCAAUGGAGUGGGGGCGGGCAGUAUGUGGUGAUUCAUACAGGAGCCUCAAAACAACCAAGAUGACUUCACAAUUGCUAAUAAUGUCUUGGAUCAAGCUUUUUUCCCCCCCUCAAAAGUCAUUCGCCUGCAUUCCUACUCCACAGCACGCCAGUUUGGAUUUCUGUUGUCGAAACGGUCGACACCAUCCUGGUUGUGGCUCUGCUUUGUUACAUCACACGCUUUGUUUCUCUGACUGCUCGUGCAUCUGUCCCAUGGCAUCCAGAGGCAGCUUCCUCUGCAUCCUGGAAACCGGAGUCGAAUCUGGAGGAGCCAGACUAAUCCUUUGUGUCACAGAGGAAAAUACUUAGAAUGGCUGGCUAGGCUAGGAGAGGAAAAACAGACAAACAAAAAACGACAAUAAAUAAAUAACAAGCACUGUACAUCUAAAAAGACUGAAGCGGUACAGUGAGGAUGUUAAUGUUUAAUAGUAGCUGUUAGAGGAGAAUGUGACUGCUUCAUAGAGCUGUUAACAAGCAAUGGGAAAUAUUCAAACAAAUGGCCACCUUGACUGUUUAAACUGUAUAUUACUUGCUAGCUACUUUUGUGUAUGUUUGUUAAUUUUUUUCGACACUAACCGAUAAUGAAUGUAUGUUUUGCUGUACAGGAAUUGAAUGUCCCAAUAUCACAGUGCAUUGAAUGAUCCAUUAUAUUGCUUAUAGUGUAGCUGUGAUCGGUGAGAUGACCUGUCGGCACAUUAGGUCCAAAUUCCUGUACGCGGUCCCACACAGGUCCCGAGACAAGUUCCCCUUUUUUUGCUCCGUCGGCUCCAAUAAUAUUUUUCAUUGUCCUGCUAAUGCUGGUUCAAUCACUUAAAGACAUAUCAAUCAGAUUUCCAUAUCGUACAAUUAAAUCAGAGACUUUCCACUAAAUAUCCACAUGAAUCGCUCCGAAAUCUUUCAGCAAGUGAGAAAAAGCGGUGAUUGUCUGAAAGUGAGUGUCAAAGUGCACAUUCUACUUUAACAAGUUGGUUUCAUGUGAGAUACAAGGGGGGAAAAAAAUCUAUAUUUGUUAUGUACUGUACAUGGCGUGUAUUGUAUUUGUAAAGAGAAAUCGAACCAUGUUUUACAGGAAGACCUUCUUGUAUGAGGUUGUACGAAAAGACGAGAAGGAUCCCAUGUUCAAAGAAAUUAGAUUAUAUAUCAAAGUAUUUGCUUACAGUACGGCUUUAAAUGGAUAAUGUUUAUAAAACAUUUUAAGGUGCCUAAUUUGUCAUACUUUAGCAGACGUUAUUUUAUCUGAGAAGAAAAAGAAAACUUAAUGUUAGUACCGUACAGUGUGUUAUCGCCAUAGCCCGCUGGCCGCACAAGUUGAAUAAUAUUUUCUCUGAUGUAUAGUAUGUGGAUGCCCACCGGGGAAAGCUUUAGAAGCAGAAAAGUGUUGCCCUCUAUUAUAUUUCUGGAACAAAGUAAUACUGUAUUUUGCCCGUUCAUGAGCACAUGUAGAUUCACUCCAGAUCUCUUCGCCUUCACGUGUCCAAAGCAAAUAAAACUGAAGGAAACUUUUUUUUUUUUUUCUAAGAGUAAUGGACAUGCUGUAGUCAUGUACAAAACGUGCUGUGGAGGAAAUUGUGUUUACAUUAGUUUGAUGAAGACAAGUGUGUUAGGGCAUAGUUGCUUUGAAAAUUACGACUUGGUGCUAUGUUUAACUUUGUGGUGCUGUAGAAUAGAGGUCUAAAGAUUUUUCUUUUUUUUUUCUUUCUUCUUUUUUGUUUGUUUCUGUUUCCACAAGCGACUUUUUCUCAGCCCUGUGGGCCUGAGCAGCUAAACUAGCUCCGGUAGACACUAUAGGUCCUUAUCAUAAACAGUGUGACGGCAGUGAUAGACAAUACUGGAACGUAGACGUAUAACCUCAAAUAAUAGAGACUUGUGACAUUCAAAUGAACUCAAAAUGACCUGUUUUCUAUAGUGUGUUUGCAAUGUCUGUCUGUGCUUCCAAGGUACCCUCUCUAAAGUAUAUCUGUGAUGAUAUUGAGAUUAUUAACCCAGCCUGAAAGGAGAAACAUAGCCUGACUUCAGUUAGCAUCCGCCACAGGACACGUGGGAGAGAAACUGAGAGCAUCGCCAGGUCACGUGGAGAUCUUUUCUACGCACUUCCUGCUGCUCUUUGGUUAACAUCGCUCUUUUUCAAGCACACUACUGCAGGGGCGUAACUGUCUCCCGUCAUCCCACCCGCCCUUUUGAAGGAACAAUUCCUAUUAGUACUGUACAGUAUAGCCAUGAGUAGUCACAUUUGUAUUUAUUCUUCUGGUGGCAAGGUAUCGGAAAACCUCAUACAUCCUCCACACCGGAUUUUAAGAAUGGAUGUUGUCUUCCGGCCGUUUUUGUUUUUUCUCACUGAUUCAGCAGAAACAUGUACAGUGUUUAAAGAGGGCUGCUUUGGACGUACUGUUAGCUAAGGCUUUAUUUCUUUUUUUCUCUUUGUUUUCAGUUUUUUCUGCUUACAGCUUUUAGUGCAUCACUAGUCGCUGGUAGGAUGAUAUUUAGAAAAGAUUUGAUUUUCUUCUUGUAUUAAUCUUGCAUGUAGAGACAAUACAAAAAAAAAGAAAAGAAAACGCCUAUUUAGCAAUCAUUCAUGGACAUCCAAGCUGGUUGUUAUUGGACAGAAACUAGAAGUAUGUAGUAUUUUCUAUAUUCUCUGUUUUUUCAUGUGUACCAGCACUGAGAAACUAGAAUGUAUAAUUAUCGUAGGCUACAAUGAGCACUACAUCGUUGACUGUUUUAGCUAAUGCUCAUACUCAAGCAAACCAAGUAGUGCUUAAAGGAACAAAAAUUUACCACAUUUCAUUUCACUUUCAUCCACUGAACUCUGUGCUGUACAUCACAUGUUUACAUACUGUAUUAUAUGUUUCUCUUUUUUUGUGCAUAAUUUGUUUCCAUAAUGUCCAUAUGUAAAUAUUUCAGAGAUUUUUUUUUUUUUACUUUUCUUUUUUAAAACAAUAACCUGAUGUUUCUGUUUUCUGUCAGUUUUUUAGAGAUGUCAUUCUGUUCGGUCACUGCAUCAGGUAUUUACACCUCACUUAACUCUUUUGUGAGCAGUUAACUCAUACUGUAUGGUGCUGUACCAAAGCCUUAUGUAUAUUUGUAUUACUUUCGUCUUGUUUGCCACUGCUGUCCGGUGAAUUCUGCAUCGUCUGAAUUCAUGUCUUACUCACUCUUCAUGUUCAACUGCCAUGGAUCUCGGUUUUUUUUUUGUUGAGCAAGCUGAAACCGGAACAAAUGACGAUGUAAAAAAAAAACAAUCUGGCCUGUUACCAAACUGGCCUGGAUGUACAGCAAUGGUUGCCAUCACAAGCCUUUAUAGGGAUAAACGCACAGGCUCACCCCUGGUGGCUCAUCAUGACGUAGACAUGGGCCUAGCACAUGAUCUAUGCUCUAUCUAUGGCAUGUCUGUGAGAAUAUGAAAGAAGUGUUGUAUUCAUGUCACUAUAUCAUUUCAAAUGCUUAGUCCCAUUCAAAAA